Molecule: messenger RNA, 2898 nt
Organism: Conger conger (European conger)
Lineage: Eukaryota; Metazoa; Chordata; Actinopteri; Anguilliformes; Congridae
Product: protein-serine O-palmitoleoyltransferase porcupine-like
Exons: 13
Coding region: 157-1503 (448 amino acids)
Biological process (GO): lipid modification; canonical Wnt signaling pathway; Wnt protein secretion
Cellular component (GO): endoplasmic reticulum; membrane
Molecular function (GO): Wnt-protein binding; palmitoleoyltransferase activity
Source: RefSeq, a predicted model, not a curated record
GUAGGAAUGGCUGUGAUGCGGUUGGUAACAAUGGGAAUCAGAAAUUAGCAACAUCUGGGCAGUUUGUGCACAUUAAAACCCGACUGUCGGGACGGACCCGAAGCCGCUUCAGCGCUGCUGACUGAAGUACUGACCCAGGGACCCAGGGGUGGCACUAUGGGCUCGCUGAGCAGACAGGAGUUUUUCCAGGAGCUGGCCGAGGGCUGCCUCCUCCCCACAGCGCAGCAGGGGGUGGAGCAGGUGUGGCAGCUGCUGGUGAUCUGCCUGGGUUGCCGGCUUCUCUGGAGACUCGGACUCCCGUCCUACGUGAAGCACCUGAGCACGGUGUGCGGAGGCUUUUACUCGCUCUACCUGUUCUUCGAGCUGCACAUGGUGUGGGUGGUCCUGCUGAGCCUCCUCUGCUACCUCAUCCUCUUCCUGUGCCGACACUCCCAGAACCGAGGCACCUUCCUCUCUGUGACCAUCCUCAUCUACCUGCUGAUGGGAGAGCUGCAUAUGAUGGACACUGCCACGUGGCAUAAAAUGAGAGGCUCACAGAUGGUGGUAGCCAUGAAGGCCAUCUCUCUGGCCUUCGACCUGGACAGGGGGGUCGUUCCGGCCGUGCCGUCCCCCGUGGAGUUCAUGGGCUACAUCUACUUUGUGGGCACGGUCAUCUUCGGCCCUUGGAUCAGCUUCAACAGCUACAAAGAUGCCAUCGAGAGCCAAAAGCUGAGUUUCUCCUGGUUCCUGAAGGUGGGCCUGAGCUGGGUGAAGUGCCAGGUGUGUCUGCUCGUCUCCAACUGCAUCGCGCCCUACCUCUUCCCCUACAUCAUCCCCAUUUAUGGCGACCGGACGCUACGCAAGUGGCUCCAUGCCUACGAGAACGCCCUGUCCUUCCACUUCAGUAACUACUUUGUCAGCUACCUGAGCGAGACCACCACCACGCUCGCUGGAGCAGGCUUCACCAACGAAAAGGACAACGUCAAGUGGGAUAUGACUGUUGCCCGGCCGCUGAACGUGGAGCUUCCCAGGUCUAUGGUGGAGGUUGUGACCUCUUGGAACCUGCCCAUGUCCCGCUGGCUCAACACCUACGUUUUCAAAAGCGCACUGAAACUCGGCACGUUCCCCGCCAUCCUGGUGACGUACACGGCCAGCGCCCUGCUGCACGGUCUCAGUUUCCACCUGGGAGCGGUCCUUCUGUCCCUGGGCUUCAUCACCUAUGUGGAGCACGUUCUCAGAAAACGACUAUCUGCAAUCUUCAGUGCCUGUAUCCUGUCCAAGAAGUGUUCAACUGACUGCACUCACCAGCACAAGAAGAGCCUUUGGGUGUACGGGAUCAACCUGCUGUUCAGCGGCCUAGCCAUCUUCCACCUGGCCUACCUGGGUUCACUCUUUGACAAUGAUUCCAUGGAGGAGGAUGAGGGCUACGUGGCCAAUCACACCAUUCAGAAGUGGACCGAGCUGAGCUGGGCCAGCCACUGGGUGACCUUCGGCUGCUGGGUGUUCUACCGCCUCAUUCGCUGAGCACAAGGAGAUGAAGGGGGAGCAACUCAAUCUAGCUGGUUUGAAAAGGAGCUUAGGGGCGGGGCCAUUGUUGGGACAAGGCAGAGGCUGACUCCCAAGAGUUCCCCAAACACCGUGGACUGAAGUCCAUUACCAUCACAGUUUUAGGAUUUCUCCUCUUUCAGUGCUCAGGAUAGCCCCUGAGCCUGGGUACUCCAUAUCCUCCAACCAACUUUAACCAAUUCAGUGGCCAUUUUAGUUUCCUAAAUUCACUUUUCCUAGAGCUGGUCGCUGUCCUUGGGUUCACUCGUUCACCCCCAUGCCCUCGUUCACGGCUCCUUGGCUAGAACCUUCCUUGUGGUAAGAUGCAGUAUGAGAACCAGAGGACCUCCUGAAGACCCCAAAUGACAGCCCUUUUCCAAAAUGAACACCUUGUCAAAUAGUUUCACAAGUUUCUGCAAAGCAAAUAUUUUGUUCACUUGGCCAGCACAAAUGAGGAGUGGAGUUUAGCGGAAGGACACAUUUAAUGGGACACAUUCACAGCACAGGAAACAAAUGUACAAUACAGCCCCUCCACACCUUAUUUUGUUCUCCAUUUGAUGACUUGGAGACACAGUUGCCCUUUGGCGGUGGUUCCCUUACCUAGAGCAACAUGGCACCCUUUAAACCUGUAAUGCACAUGACCUCCACAGCACAUGUCAAUCGGGUAUUAAAAUCAUGAUUUUCAAAUGCUGGUUAUUUAUCAUGAAAGUAUUUAAUAUAGAACAAUAACAAACAAAAAAAUUACAAAUAAAAUAAAAAGAUUGGCUGUUAGUCAGUAAUGAAACACCUGAACAGAUUUCCCAAAAUCUGGGGGGGGGGGGGAAGAUGAAUAAAAUUAAACCGCUUUAUGUUGAUCAGUUAAAACCACAGCAUUCAAGGGAUGUGCUGUUAUUAAAGCAGGAUUGAUACAGUACUUGUACUGUAUUUUAGGUGUUUUCAUGUGUAUUUUUACCAUUCAUAAGUAAGUUCAAUGUUCUGAGAAAUAAGGACCACCUUCACGUUCUGCCCCUCUGAGAGGUAGAUUAUUUGCCAACCCUGUAUGUAUUUUCUAUGUAUGUAUUUUUACCCCAGUAAACACUUAGAGCUAGAGGAACAAUGGCAGCUGAUGAACGGGAGGGUUCAAUCAGUGCUGCACUACACAAAUCCUGCACAUCCUUUUUCUGUAGGGGACUGCAGGGUUCAGAGGUCAGAAUACUCCUGUCUAGAUGACCGUAGUGGUGAUUAUGAGACCCCAUUGCUGUGAAUUCUGCUUGUGUGUUUGAAUCAUCCACUCCCCAAACCCCACCUGCAGAACACCAAAACCACUCCCUACCUGACCAUGAUUAAGCCUGUGAAAAGAUCUGGGCUGUUUUUAAUAAAACAUUUUAUAUGAAA